This is a messenger RNA of Punica granatum (pomegranate), 2331 nucleotides long. The record is from RefSeq and is a predicted model, not a curated record. NCBI's taxonomy places the organism in Eukaryota, Viridiplantae, Streptophyta, Magnoliopsida, Myrtales, Lythraceae.
GUCGAAUCCUUUAACCAAUGGAAAUCAAUUACUGUUAGCUCCUUCUCAUUCCGUUUUUGUCCUCCGUAGCAACGCAACCCGCUUCACUGCUUCACUUCUCAUUUCAAAUCAACGACCCCGAAAACGCCCCCAACGCUAUCCAGAGUUUCUUGAUGGGUCAAGUCUCAUGCUUGCCCUGUGGUGUUUGUCAAUAUCGAUUUUAGUGCUUGGACGUUGAGCUCUGCGUUGAAUUGCUCGGGUCGGUUCCUUCGAUGGAAUAUGCGGGGGCACUAUGACAUGAAAGUUUCGAUCUUUUAAUGGGUUUCGACUUGCCCUGCGAGCUUUAAGUUCAAUUAGGAUUCCGAAUUUCGGGUUCUUCUGGUUGGUUUAGCAUCUGCCUGAGAUCACUUUUAAGCAUCUGGGCACCUCGAAUUUCUAGGUUUUGAUUGGGAGGUUCUGUGUUUUCGGACACUGGAGAUGCCUUUCAACGGUUGAAAAUGUUUGGCAUUAGGGAAGAAGUGCUGUGGUCAGUUUUAUGACGCGAGAGGUUCCGCCUGCAGGAGUCGAAAGUAGUGGAAUCUUAAUGUGGGAAUGGACAAUAGUUCAAUGCGGUUGGGCCCUAGAGGUCUUGUGAAGAGACAUGAACUUGUAAGAAUUAUAAUACAGUGCCUGUACUCCUUAGGAUAUAGCAGGUCCGCUUCAACUUUGGAAAUAGAAUCUGGGAUAAGAUGCAAAUCAAUGGAGCUUGAGCUGCUCAGCUCGCAGAUACUGAAUGGAAAUUGGGAUGAUUCCAUUAAUACCUUAAAUUCACUUGGCUUCUUAGUUGACGACUUGAGGACCUCGGCUCUGUUUCUGGUAUUCAAGCAAUGCCUCUUGGAGUACUUGAACCGGGGAGAUGAUUCCUUGGCUUUGUCCGUCUUGCGGAAACGGGUUUCCAAGUUAGGUAUCACAAUGGAGAAGGUUCAAAACCUUGCUAGUACUAUUCUCUCUUUUCAGGAGAUCGAACUGGGUGUUAUGAAUGAUAAUGUUGUUCAAGAGUUGCGGAGGCAGUUGCUGAUUGAGUUGGAGAAGUUGCUUCCCCCGCCAAUUGCGCUGCCCGGGGGAAGGUUGGAGCAUCUGAUCGAGACAGCUGUUACAUCCCAAUUCGAUCUCUGCAUGUACCAUAAUUCCCUGGGAGAAGCUUCUCUUUAUGAGGACCACAGCUGUGGUAGAGAUCAGAUGCCAACAGAAACCGUUCAGAUCUUGACUGAACAUAGGAAUGAGGUCUGGGUCGUGCAAUUUUCUCAUAACGGGGAGUACUUGGCCUCUUCAUCGUAUGACUGCACAGCUGUCAUAUGGAAGGUGCGUGAAGAUGGUAAGGUGAUUCCGAUGCACUCCUUACAGAGUCACCAGCGCCCCGUCUCUUUCAUAGCGUGGAGCCCUGAUGACUUGAGGCUCCUCACCUGCGGAAAUGAAGAGGUUGCUAAGCUCUGGGAUGUGGAGGCUGGUGCAUGUGAAUGCACAUUCGGGGACCGCGACUUUGUAGUAGGCUCGUGUGCUUGGUUUCCUGACUCGAAUCGGCUCGUCUGUGGCAGCUCCCACACUGAGAAGGGCAUCUGCAUGUGGGACCGCAAUGGAACUGAGAUUAAGGUGUGGAGGGGCCCGAGGAUGCCCAAGAUACUUGACCUCGCUGUCACAUCAGAUGGUGAGAACCUCAUCUGCGUCCUCUCAGAGAGGGAGAUCCGGGUGCUGAACGUGGUGACAAAUGCUGAGAGGCUCAUAUCGGAGGAGCAUCCAAUCACUUCCCUCUCUCUCUCAGCAGACAACAAGUUCUUUAUAGUCAACCUCAAUAGUCAGGAGAUUCACUUGUGGGACAUUGCAGGGGAUUUUAAGAAGCCGAUCAGAUAUUUCGGGCAUAGACAAAGGAAGUAUGUGAUUCGGUCCUGUUUCGGUGGGUUGAAUAGCGGCUUCAUUGCCAGCGGCAGUGAGGAUUCACGGGUCUACAUAUGGAACCGGCAAAAUACUCGAUUGAUCGAGGUAUUAUCAGGCCACAAGAUGACCGUGAACUGUGUGAGUUGGAACCCAAGGAGGCAUAAAAUGUUGGCAUCGGCAAGCGAUGACCACUCUAUCCGAAUAUGGAUGCCAUCAGCGACCAAGAAGAUGUCAUAAGGAGCCUGACCAAGUAAGAACAUCUGUGUUGACCUCAUUGUACAUAGUGCUUUUAUUCCUUCUCUCUGAUUUAUCUCUUCUUCUCGGAGAAAAAUUUUGCCUUGUGUAAUAUCCAUUUCAUUGCUUGAUUCGUUGCUUGAGAUGUUACCAAACCAAUAAAAAACAGUAUGUUCAAAGGUCAGUUGGAAUAUUGUUUAGCCUUCC